CGUAGUUGUCGUCAUCAUCGGCGGCAGAUCCAGCAUGUGAAGUGAGCCGUAGGGAAAAUGCAAUUUCCACGAACGCACACACGCUAAACGGGGUGACGGGACAAGCGGGAAAAGUGGAAAACAGGAAAGGUGGAAGAGCGGAAAAGCGAGCGAAGCAGAACAGAUCGCCAAAGGACAACGGUGAGUCGCAGUGUUACCUUCCUGGACCGCGGACCGAGUGCAGAGUUCGGCUGGCUACGCUCGUGCCGCGAUCGGCGUACACUGCCACGCCCCCCGGCACAACGCCCACGCCCAGGUCCCCGGCACGCCGCCUCAGCAUGGAUCGCAGCGGAAGCGCAAACAAUGGCUCCGAAUUUGGCGGCUGCGGCGGCGGCGGUGGCGCCUCCGUCGGUGCCGCUACCACGACGGGUCGAGCCAACAACGCUCCUUGGAGCAAUGACAAGGAGUCGCCAAAUAAUGAGGAUGACUCCAACGAGGAUGACGGCGAUAAUGCAUCGCCAGCUAAAGUUACCGAUCCACUGGCCCCACGAUUGGCCAACAACGAGCGAAUUUUGGUGGUAUCUGUGACUGAGAGGACUCGAGAGACUUGGGGCCAAAAGGCGGAAUUCCUGCUGGCCGUGAUUGGAUUUGCCGUUGACCUGGGCAAUGUGUGGCGAUUUCCGUACAUUUGCUAUCAAAAUGGAGGAGGUGCCUUCCUGGUGCCCUACUGCCUCUUCCUCAUCUUUGGCGGUUUGCCCCUCUUCUACAUGGAACUGGCCCUAGGACAGUUUCAUCGUUGUGGCUGCCUCAGCAUCUGGAAGCGUAUCUGUCCGGCCCUGAAAGGUGUUGGCUAUGCGAUCUGCCUGAUUGACAUUUAUAUGGGCAUGUACUAUAACACGAUUAUUGGCUGGGCGGUGUAUUAUCUCUUUGCCUCGUUCACCUCCAAACUGCCCUGGACGUCCUGCGAUAAUCCCUGGAACACCAAUAACUGUAUGCCGGUGACCAGCGAGAAUUUCACCGAAUUGUCCACCUCACCGGCCAAGGAGUUCUUUGAACGACGAGUGCUGGAGAGCUACAAGGGCAAUGGGUUGGACUUUAUGGGUCCUGUGAAGCCUACGCUGGCACUUUGUGUCUUUGGCGUCUUCGUCUUGGUGUAUUUCUCUCUGUGGAAGGGAGUACGGAGUGCUGGUAAGGUGGUUUGGGUAACCGCACUGGCACCCUAUGUGGUGCUGAUUAUCCUCCUGGUUCGAGGAGUAUCUCUGCCCGGAGCGGACGAGGGCAUCAAGUAUUAUUUGACACCGGAGUGGCAUAAGCUGAAGAAUUCCAAGGUGUGGAUAGAUGCCGCCUCGCAGAUAUUCUUCUCCUUGGGUCCUGGCUUCGGGACACUGCUGGCCCUGUCCAGCUAUAAUAAGUUUAAUAACAAUUGCUACCGGGAUGCCCUCAUCACGAGCAGCAUUAAUUGUUUGACCAGUUUUUUGGCCGGAUUUGUCAUCUUCUCCGUGCUGGGGUACAUGGCUUACGUCCAAAAGACCUCCAUUGAUAAAGUGGGACUGGAAGGUCCUGGCUUGGUAUUCAUUGUAUAUCCGGAGGCCAUAGCCACAAUGAGUGGCUCUGUGUUUUGGAGCAUCAUCUUCUUCCUGAUGCUUAUUACACUGGGUUUGGACAGCACCUUUGGCGGACUGGAGGCGAUGAUUACAGCACUGUGUGAUGAGUAUCCACGUGUGAUUGGACGACGAAGAGAGCUAUUCGUCCUGCUGCUGCUGGCCUUCAUCUUCCUGUGUGCUCUGCCAACGAUGACCUACGGCGGCGUGGUGCUGGUCAACUUCCUGAAUGUCUAUGGACCCGGCUUGGCCAUUCUUUUUGUGGUCUUUGUUGAGGCAGCCGGAGUUUUUUGGUUCUAUGGAGUGGACCGUUUUAGCUCCGAUGUGGAGCAGAUGCUGGGCUCCAAGCCCGGCCUCUUCUGGCGCAUCUGCUGGACCUACAUCAGUCCCGUGUUCCUGCUGGUUAGUUUUAAUCAAGAGCUCGACAAAAAGAAAUAUUCCAAUACAAAUUCUUCCCCUGACAGACCAUUUUCAUCUUCUCCAUACUGGGUUACAAGGAGAUGCUUGGCGAGGAAUACUACUACCCCGACUGGAGCUUCCAGGUGGGCUGGGCUGUCACUUGCUCCUCGGUGCUGUGCAUUCCCAUGUACAUCAUCUACAAGUUGUUCUUCGCCUCGAAGGGCGGCUGCCGGCAGCGGUUGCAAGAGUCCUUCAAACCGGACGAUAGCUGCGGAUCGGUGGUGCCCGGCCAGCAGGGCACCUCGGUGUGACAUGACCACGCCCAGGUACACCUCAAUAUCCGCACCAGCUGCACAAGCAUCAAGAUCUACAACCUCAACUGCAGCAGCAACAACAGCUUGUCACCAACAACCUCAGGGGCCGACGCUCUCCACACAAAAAAUCUCAACUGCAACUGCAACCACAGCUUCCCGCUGCCGCCGGAGGAUCCGCCUCAGUACCGUAGUAGCCGGUAUCAGCAUCGGAUUAGCAGCGAUAUCAUAAGUGCUAGUCUUAGGCAGUCGCAUAGCCAUAGUUUAAGCCUCUGCUCGGUGCAGAGCAAUCCCAUGGCGACCACAAGGAUGCCACUUGCUGCCGAGGACAAUAACUGCUCGCUAAGACUCAGUAGCUGCCAGCCGCUCAAGUUCCCGCUGGCCAGCGAGUGGCUGGUCUAAGGGGGAGUCAUAACCCUUCUGUUGGGAGUCCUGCAAAGCAGCCAUUUUGCAGGGCUCCUCAUGAAUGGUACAAUAUCAAUCACCACAGGGAGAGGCAUUCAAGAGGCCGAGGAACUCAACGUUAAAUCUAGUUUGAUUGCUUCGCAAGCACACAUAGUGAACCUAAGUAUUCUAGUUGUCCAGCCUUCAGUGGCAGUAGCCUUAGUUCGUAAGCGUUAACUAGCUUAGCUGUAAGUGAAGUGAAAUUUGGUAAAAUGCUUUCUAAGUAAUAACUGCUCUACGAUAGAGAUAACGCCCUGUACAAUGCAUUACUCACACACACAUUUUUCGCAUGCCUGGGAAAGGCAACCGUAAGACAGCCACUUGCAUUGCUUUUCCUACAUGCUCGUUGAUUUGGUUUUCAAUUAAAUAUAUAAUUUCGGUUUUACGAAAUAAGAAACAAAGGAGU
Drosophila serrata is the source of this 3140-nucleotide messenger RNA. RefSeq names its product Serotonin transporter (gene SerT). The record is from RefSeq and is a predicted model, not a curated record. Gene Ontology annotation, cellular component: synapse; neuron projection; plasma membrane. Gene Ontology annotation, molecular function: serotonin binding; serotonin:sodium:chloride symporter activity. NCBI's taxonomy places the organism in Eukaryota, Metazoa, Arthropoda, Insecta, Diptera, Drosophilidae. Gene Ontology annotation, biological process: amino acid transport; serotonin uptake; sodium ion transmembrane transport.